UUUAUCCUACUAGCCUAGAGAACGUCAACGACGGUGAACCUGAGGGCAAGAAGCCAGUUGCGCACGUUGAGCAGCAUAGCCAACCCAAGAAUACUUUCGUUUACCGCCUAGCCUACUCUGGAUGGUGAAUACUUAUACGGUCUAUGCGAAGAACUCUUUGUUAAAUUAUUAUGAUGUCAAAUCAUGGAGACUUUCAACGUCAGUUUACAACUGUUGUGGAGAAGCUACUGCGUAACGUUGUUUUUGAGACGAUGCAACUCUUCGAGAAUUCAGUCCAGGAACUAAAAGUAGAAAUAGUUCGAAUCCGGAAAGAGAACGGUAACUUAAAUGAUAAGCUUAAUUUAUUUGAAAAGUCACGACCAUGUACGGACUCAGGAAAUAACUACAUCCCCAUUCCAAAAGACAAUUCUCACAAACGUGACAUCGGUGUGCAGUGUGUCAGGCCAACCGUGGUGGAGAGAUCCUGCAGCCCGUGUCCUCAACGUGAAGAUGAUGAUAGGAGCACAUUUCAAAACCUGUGCCCAAGUCUCUCAGAGGAGGAAAACCGCCAGUUGGCACUGGUCCUUGUCAAGCAAGAGGAGUUUGACUUAGAUGACAACAGCACUGGAUAUUUUUUGCUAAAGCAAGAAGAUGGAGAGGCAAAGCUUAUCCGGAGGCAACACAUAAAGGACAUUCCACCAGAAGUGUUUCUCUCCUCUGGGCUUCGUAGAAAGACGACAGAGGAAAGCCUUUCUGGAAAAGCUACUUCAGAAUCUACUUCAUCAGGUGUAAGAGUGGAAACAGAAAAGCACAGGAUAAGCACUUCUGAGGUUCAAACUAGAAGCAAUCAAGGAGUUAAUCAGGGAAAAAUAUUACAAGAAAACGCUAAAUUACCUGCUCCAACAUCUAACACAAAGAUGCAAGCUCUCUGCACAUCUGCUACGACGCGUAUUGCUGCCCAACUCCCCCAACCUCGUGAACUUCCCAAGGGCAGUAUAGUGCAGUCUCAGGCUCUAAUUCCAACGCCGCUGUCUAUGUGCACACAAAGUAAGGUGCUGACUCAGACCUCCCAGGUUAGGAUACAGUCAGCUCCACAGCCUGUCUCUAAAGCUCCCACUCUCCCUUCUCUGCGAUCCCUUAAAUCGGCUCCACCUGCUCAGGUCCCUCUUCUCCCUGCUCAAAUUCCAGGGUUACUACCAGGGUUGCUCUCAAAUCAAGGGGCUAAUAUUACAAAUCCUCCAGCACAGUCUCAUCACUCGCUUGUCGGUCACUCUGUCUCGCAAGGCCAAGUACAAUGUAAGCCAACUCAGGUGCCAGUAUCACAGCAACAAGCUCACCCAUUUCAGUUUUUGCCCCAAAUGACACCGUUCCCUAAUUCACAACCAAACAUUGUUGCUUCAGCAGGCCAGGGCUUGUUUCCAGCAGGUAUGAGCCCAUUCCAGUCAUCAAUGAUGCACCUUGGUCCACCAACCGUAACUUCUGCUCCAUGCCAGGUUCCAUCUAACAUACCUUCACUUCCAUUAGAUCAAAAUUCUUCCACCUGCCAAAUGGGCUCAAAUAUGCCACUUGUUGCUUUACUCCAGAAUUCAACUUCAGCUCCAAUACCAGCAACUAGAUCCUCUUUCCCAUCACACCAACUUCUAACUUCACCUCCAUCCCAGUCUUUUCAGUCAGCACAUGAAACCUCUCAAGUCCCAUUGUCCUAUCCAUUAGAGAGUCUCUAUGCUUCCCUGGACCCAAUGUAUGACCUGGAAGAACCUACCUUGACAACAUUGCACCCACCUUCCAUGUUUGACCAGACCAGUAUGAUGUCGGAGCAUUUGUCCUCUGUGAGUUCCCAGCAACGUGCACCACUAGCCCAACCAGGCAUUGCCCUUCAGACACCCUGCAUGGCUUCUGACCAGUUCUCUUCAGGCCACUCAAGAUCCAUCUCACUGUCAGGACAGCCUCACUCGAUGUCAAAUGUGAAUUUAAACAGACAGUACAGGAACUUGCCCGCAUGUUCAAGUCUCCUUAGUGUCUCAGGCUCAGCACACCAAAGUGAUGGAACUUCCACCAAUAUCAAAAAUGAUGACACAAAAGAAGGACAAGGGCACAGCGAUUCUGUCCUUUUGAGACUACGAUCACAUGUCAAGACUUGUCAAGAAUCCAACCGGGCUAACACAAGACAAUUGGAGUCAGAGAGCCAUAGCCUGGAUGUUUCAGAAGAAUCCAAACCCAAAUUGAACCUGCAGGAGCUCUCAAGUGAUGGGCCCAUAUAUCAGAGAGAAGAAGACAUGGCCAUUCAAAAUGACACAACUUUUCAAAACAAUGACUCAGUAAAGGAUGACCAGGAGAUCGAUCAGAAAAGUUUGGGCAAGUCUCAAGGACGCAAGAACCAGUGUGAGGUCUGUGGCCGGGUCCUCAGCAACGCCUCAGCGCUAGAGAACCACGCAAGGCUCCACACGGGGGAACGUCCGUUCUCGUGCGACAAAUGUGGCAAAGCGUUCCCUAGCGUGAGGGGCCUGAACCGGCACGUCCAGAUCCACGCCGACGAGAAGCAGCACCAGUGCCCCGAGUGCGGCAAAAGCUUUGUUUACCACUUCACUCUGACCAAGCACCAGCUCAUCCACACGGGCGAGAAGCCCUUCCCUUGCAAGGUCUGCGGCAAGCGCUUCUUGGCCAAGGCUGACCGCGCCACUCACAUGCGCAUGCACACGGGGGAGAAGCCCUACAGCUGCGCGCAGUGCGGCAAGAAGUUCAAACACCGAAUGGCGCUGAAUAUGCAUAUGCAGGGGCACAGAGGAGAGAAGCGGUACAGCUGCCCGACCUGUGGCAAAGGAUUCGUGGACCUUGGCAAUUUCAAGAGGCACAAGCGCAUUCAUACCGGGGAGAAGCCGUACGAAUGCAAAGUCUGUGGCAAGAGGUUCACUCAGUCGGCACACCUCAAGAAACACCUCAACACACAGCACGUCGCAGAUCAGUAGCCUUUGCAGUGUGCACAGGCGGUGGCUUUUGUUUACACUGGAAGUUUGAACUUAGAUCAGUCUGUUAAGUAAGGGAUUGCUAACUGAUGUAUGAAAUUUAAUGUGAUGUGCAGUCAUUGUCUGUGUUGUCAAACAAUGCACUCUUAAAAGAAAUGUGUUGAAAAUAACACAACUUGUGUCUUUUUUAACACAUCUUUGUGUCCAGAUAGUUUUCCUUUUUUAUUAUUUGUUACACAAAAUGUGUUGAAAAUAACACAACUUGCAUUGAAAACAACUCAACUAGCAUUGGUUUUUAACACAUCUCUGUGUUCAGAUAGGGGCAACGCAUUCGAUUUUAAGAGUGUACUAUUUUUGAGAGAUUUCCGAGUUAAUUUUUGAUGACAGAAUUGCGAAAGGCAUUUGCAAUAACUUGUGUUGCUAUAUGAAAUAUGAAAGCUUGCUCAUUUUGAGAUUGCUGCUUGUGUUACUUGAAAAAUAAACAUUGAAGACCUCUGUA
Sardina pilchardus (European sardine) is the source of this 3441-nucleotide messenger RNA. RefSeq lists its product as uncharacterized. Lineage: Eukaryota; Metazoa; Chordata; Actinopteri; Clupeiformes; Clupeidae. Gene Ontology annotation, molecular function: DNA-binding transcription repressor activity, RNA polymerase II-specific; RNA polymerase II cis-regulatory region sequence-specific DNA binding. The coding region runs from base 171 to 2945 and encodes 924 amino acids. The transcript has 4 exons. Gene Ontology annotation, cellular component: nucleoplasm. The record is from RefSeq and is a predicted model, not a curated record. Gene Ontology annotation, biological process: regulation of transcription by RNA polymerase II.